Messenger RNA from Papaver somniferum (opium poppy), 2193 nucleotides. RefSeq lists its product as uncharacterized. Lineage: Eukaryota; Viridiplantae; Streptophyta; Magnoliopsida; Ranunculales; Papaveraceae. Bases 900 to 2033 code for a protein of 377 amino acids. The record is from RefSeq and is a predicted model, not a curated record. The transcript has 4 exons.
UUCAUAUUUACAGCAACUCUUUUCAAGAUUCUUCAUCGUGGGUUCAAUCUUCAGUAAAAAAAGAAAGAAAAUAAAGGCUCACUAUUUCCAAUGUGUUCAUUUUUGGGCCCUUUAUUUUAUCUUACUGUAAAUGUUCAUUUUAUUUUCUGGGGUUUUUUCCAGUCUGAUAGAUCUUGUUUUCACAUCUUUUAACACUUUUUACAGUUCUGUAAAGUGUAACAUGGGUUUUUAAGGUUUUUCAUUCACUGUAUAGAAACUUUUUACAUUUCUGCAAAAAAACCCUUUUUCUUGGAUUUGUGUUUAGUUGGCUGGUAGUUCUGCUCUGUUUUCUGUCUGGUUGUGUGUACAGUGAUUCCUUUAAUACAUAGUGAUUCCUUUCUCUUACAAAAAUAUUCAUUGGUUUUGUUAUCAGUGAUUCAACAAGAUAAAAAUACAAUCUGGGUCUAUUAAAUUUGCGUGGUUUGGCGAUUCAUAUUAAGGAUUUUGGAAUUUGUGGUUUGAUUAUGCAGUGAUGAGCAUAUAGUAUUUGAUUUAAUUUCUGAAAGAAUUUAAGAAGAGACCCUUCUCAAGGUUUCAAUGCUUGCAAAUUCUUUUCAUGUUUUGUGCUUUUGUAACUAGUUGGACUUCGUGAGAUCUGAGUUUGGGUGUGUUUACAUUCAAGAAUAUUAUAUGGGCAUUUGGUCGAGGAUAAUUGGUGUUGAAGUAAGCAAUUCUUGAAUCUACAAGAACUUUAUGCAUGAUUUAAGAGACAAUGGAGGUAUAGUUCCAAUCUGACAAUGCUAUAGAAUGAUUUACCGAAACGGGACGGGAAAGUGGAAGAAUGUUAUACACCAAGUAGAAUUUGAGUAGUACCAGUAUCAAGUGUUGUUUGUUUAUUUCGGUCAGAUCGGUGUUACAGAAUGAAACCUAUGGGGGUGAAACCGAUGGAAGAGAAUGGAUGUAUUUACGGAUCGAAAGAGGUGGUUUUAAGCAAUAAUAAUGCUACUAAUUUUGAGUUUCAUAAAGGAAAUAGAGUGAAUCGCGGCAGUUCUCAUCAUCGAAUGGCUUUAGGUAAACCGACUCCGUCGAAAUGGGAUGAUGCUCAAAAAUGGCUUAGUGGAUUGUCAAGAGGAGAAAGAACUCACUCAAAAACCAAACCACGUAAUUCUAAUGCUGAUGACAGCAGCUUGAUUGAUUCUGUCCCUCAAAGGGAGAAAGAUUCUUCUCAUAGUAGUGAUGAUGAACGGUGUGAAGAUCCAAGAAUUGCAAUCCAAGAUGAAGGGGAGACAAAAAAUGUUGAUUCGAAUCAAACUAUCUGGCGAAUUAAUAUGGCUUCGGAAGAGGCAGCAUCAGCUAUCCGGUCGAUCUGUGUGAGAGAUAUGGGGACGGAAAUGACUCCCAUUGCAAGUCAAGAACCUUCUAGAACAGGUACUCCAAUGAGAACUCGGACUCCUGCAACUAGAAGCCCUGCAGCUAGAAGUCCUAUCUCUUCCAGAUCAUCUACUCCAGAGAGAUGUCAAGUAGGGGUACAAUCUAUGGAUAGCUACCAAUCUGCUCUUGCAUCAACAGAUACCAGAACUGAUCAAGUCAUGCAUUUUGGUAGGGAUAGCGGCGCGAACAGAUGGCCAAACAGAGUAGAAGAAGAAUCUCAUGCGUGUCAGGUAUACGAAAACAAGAAUGUAGAGCAAUCAAGAAAGCCUAAUCCUCUAGAAACUCGGGCGAUGGCUUGGGACGAGGCAGAACGUGCAAAAUAUAUGGCAAGGUGCAAGCGCGAAGAAGUGAAGAUACAAGCUUGGGAAAACCAUCAAAAACGUAAAGCUGAGAUGGAAAUGAGAAGGGUUGAGGUGAAAGCAGAACGGUUGAAAUCUCGAGCCCAAGAAAAGCUGACUAACAAACUUGCGGCAACAAGAAGAAUUGCAGAAGAAAAACUGUCAAAUGCGGAGGCAAAACUGAAUGAACAAGCUGCAAAAACUGCUGAAAAGGCUGAUUAUAUGAGAAGAACUGGUCACUUACCUUCAUCAUUCUCCAUUAAACUGCCUUCACGCUGCUGGUAAAGAUGAAGUGUUUGAAAACAAUGUAAUAGUCAGUCAUCUAAUCAUGUAAUAUCAACUACUAACUAUUAAUUCUUGUUUCUGUAUUAUUACUUUUCUUCAUCUUUGUCUGAAAACCUUGUUCUUUAAUUAUUAAAAUUUUGAUUUAGUAUUUGUUUGUUCA